Messenger RNA from Paramormyrops kingsleyae, 1977 nucleotides. It is a transcript of the gene cyp24a1, whose product is annotated as cytochrome P450, family 24, subfamily A, polypeptide 1. Lineage: Eukaryota; Metazoa; Chordata; Actinopteri; Osteoglossiformes; Mormyridae. Gene Ontology annotation, cellular component: mitochondrial inner membrane. Gene Ontology annotation, molecular function: oxidoreductase activity, acting on paired donors, with incorporation or reduction of molecular oxygen; monooxygenase activity; iron ion binding. Gene Ontology annotation, biological process: cortisol metabolic process; cellular response to peptide hormone stimulus; glucocorticoid biosynthetic process. The record is from RefSeq and is a predicted model, not a curated record.
AUACAGUCCUAAUACGUAGACGAUUCCUAAAUUCAUAGUGUCAAUUUGCUAUUUAGGUAUUGCAAAAAUGAGAACGCAAAUUAAAAAAGCUCCACAGAUUCUCGAGCUUUUGAAGACUAAAUCCAUAGGAAUGCAACACUGCAAGACCACGUCUUCAGUUUGCGCGUUAAAGUCAAUGGAUGCUGUACAGGUGCCCGCUGAUGGGCAAGGUCUAGCCUCUAUCCCAGGACCGACGAACUGGCCGCUGUUUGGCAGCUUAAUCGAGCUUCUCCGAAAAGGAGGGCUGAAACGACAGCACGAAACAUUGAUUGAGUACCAUAAAAGGUUCGGGAAAAUCUUCAGGAUGAAGCUGGGAUCUUUCGAAUCAGUUCACAUUGGCGCUCCUUGUUUACUGGAGGCACUAUACAGAAAGGAAGGCAACUACCCACAGCGCCUUGAAAUAAAACCCUGGAAAGCAUACAGGGACUUCAGAAACGAGGCGUACGGACUCCUUAUUUUGGAAGGAGAGGAUUGGCAGAGAGUGAGAAGCGCAUUCCAGCAGAAAUUAAUGAAACCUACAGAAGUGAUGAAACUGGACGGAAAAAUCAAUGAGGUUCUGGCUGAUUUUGUUGAUCGGAUUGGGAAAGUCAAUGUCAAUGGUCACAUUAAUGACUUAUAUUUUGAACUGAACAAGUGGUCGUUUGAAACUAUUUGCCUGGUGUUGUAUGACAAGCGAUUUGGGCUUCUGGGCCAGAACGUAAAUGAAGAAGCAAUUAACUUUAUCACAGCUAUAAAAACCAUGAUGAAUACGUUUGGAACGAUGAUGGUCACUCCGGUCGAGCUCCACAAAAGCUUCAAUACGAAGACAUGGCAGGAUCACACGGCAGCCUGGGACCACAUAUUCCGCACAGCAAAAGUCUACAUAGACAAAAAACUGAAACGCCACCAGAAGGAUUCGAGCGAUGACUUCCUGUGUGAGAUCUACCACCACAGUCGCUUGUCCAAGAAGGAGCUGUAUGCGGCCACCACAGAGCUUCAGAUUGGAGGAGUUGAGACCACAGCCAACAGCUUCCUGUGGGCCAUUUUCAACCUAUCCCGCAAUCCGCGAUGUCAGGAGGAGCUGCUGCGGGAGAUUACAGCUACAGUCCCUGCAGGAGAGGCACCCAAUGCUCGGCACGUAAAGCAGAUGCCCUUCCUCAAAGCCUGUCUGAAGGAAUCUAUGAGACUUUCGCCCUCGGUGCCAUUUACUAGUCGGACUUUGGAUAAAGAGACUGUGCUUGGACAUUAUAUACUGCCAAAAGGAACAGUCUUGAUGAUAAACAGCCACGCCCUGGGCUCUAAUGAAGAGUACUUUGAUGAGGGGAAGCAGUUUAAGCCCGAGCGCUGGCUUCAGGAGAAGAGCACCAUCAAUCCCUUCACUCACGUGCCCUUCGGUAUCGGCAAGCGGAUGUGCAUUGGCCGUCGUCUGGCAGAGCUGCAGCUGCAGCUUGCGUUGGCCUGGGUGAUAAGAGAAUAUGAAAUCCUAGCAACAGAUAAUGACCCAGUAGAGGCAAUACACUCAGGAACCCUUGUCCCCAGCCGCGAAUUGCCAGUGGCCUUUAUCAGGAGAUGAGGUGGCAGUUUGGCAUCUCCAUUGUCUGCUCUGUGCUUAAAAAGAGAUGGAGAUUGUACUCAUUGUGACCAGAAAACCUGCUCAUCGCACCUCUUUCUAAACAUGAAAAAUACCUCAAAAUGCAACAAAUCACCCCAAAGCUAUUUCAUGGACUGAAAGACCAAGCUAUCUAAAGUAACAAAUUCCCAAAUCAAGAUGAUUGCACUUUAUUAUCUUCUUAUGUCUGCAUGCCUACUAUGACUGGAAUUUUGAUAAUCAGUUAUUAAUAUGUAUAUAAUGUUGUGCUGAGUACUCUGCUGUUUUGUUAUAUUUAAAUGAUUAUCUAUGUGUUCAAAAAGAUGUACACAUUCUUUAUCAAAGCAUUGAAUAAAUGUGUUUUUACUUGU